Messenger RNA from Caenorhabditis briggsae, 1593 nucleotides. Bases 1 to 1593 code for a protein of 530 amino acids. The record is from RefSeq and is a predicted model, not a curated record. The transcript has 6 exons. Gene Ontology annotation, biological process: monocarboxylic acid transport; transmembrane transport. NCBI's taxonomy places the organism in Eukaryota, Metazoa, Nematoda, Chromadorea, Rhabditida, Rhabditidae. Gene Ontology annotation, molecular function: monocarboxylic acid transmembrane transporter activity.
AUGUCCAAACAACCGAUCCAUGACGGGCCGAAGAAGAAGGAGUUGAGCAUCGCCGUGACGGCUGCCGAGGAUUUCGAGGAGAAGGUCGAGGAGGUUGGAAAAGUCACGCCGCCAGAUGGCGGCUACGGAUGGGUGGUCGUCGCUGCGAGUUUCCUCGUCAACAUGGCUGUGGACGGUAUUAUUUACACUGUCGCCAACAUUCUCAAAAAGCCAUGGGCGCUGAGAUUCGGCUCCGAAGCUACGGCUUCGCUCACCUUCUCUCUUCUCACCGGAUGCUAUUACAUCAGUGGUCCAAUCGUCGCCGCGUUCGUCAACGUCUUCGGAAUUCGUCCAGUCGCCAUCGCCGGAUCCAUCAUCUCCACCACCGCCUUCCUGCUUUGCAGCCGUACCGAGGGUCAAAUCGCAACCUAUUUGUCAUUUGGAGUUCUCGCUGGACUCGGUUUCGGAGCCAUGUACCUCCCAUCCAUCGUUGUGCUCUCCACCUAUUUCGCUAAACGUCGUAGCGUGGCCACAGGAAUCGCUGUAUGUGGAUCGGGUAUCGGAACUGUCGUCUUCUCCCAGCUCAACGAAAUUGUCUACGCUUAUUUCAACCAGAGUGUGCCAAUGUUCAUCCUCUAUCUCGCUGCUAUUGCAUCCACUGGAGCCAUCUUCUCUCUGUUCUUCGCCCCCCUGAAAGCAUCUGAUCAACAAGUGAAGAAGGUUGCCAAGAUGGUCCGUGCCUACGAAGGAAAAACUGAGGAGCCAACCGAGAGACUUCUGGAAAAUGUUCGUAACGAUUUGGAUGAGCUCAACCGUCCUGGACACCAGUCGGAUGCAUUCUAUGUUGGAAAUCCGCCAGUUGAGGCUUUGGAGAAAGCCGAAGCCGCCCAUGUCGUCCAUGCUACCGAGCAGCAUACCGUUGUGCACGUCGUCAAGAAGUCGAAAUUCACGCAAUUCAAGGAAUCCCUCUACUCGGUUCUCGAUAAGGAUCUUCUCUUCUCGCCAAGCUUUAUGACUCUAGCUGUCUCUGGAAUCUUCACCGUCAUGUCGUUCCUCGUUCCAUUCGUCUAUAUCAAGGAUGUCAUGCCAGAAACGAUUGACGACACCAGAAAAGCCACCAUUAUCACGCUCAUCGGUAUCUUCAACAUCGCGUUCCGUAUUCUGUGUGGCGCCGCUUCAGAUCACCCGAAAAUGUCUGCUCUUCAGGUCUCCAAUUUUGCCACAAUCCUCGGAGGAAUCGCCGUCGCGUGUGUCCCAUUCUGCACCGAGUACUGGCAUUACGUCGUCUUCACCAUCCCGUUCAGUGCUGGAGUUGCCUGCUUCGCCGCUCUCCGUUCGGUCAUCUGCGUCGAGUUGAUCGGUGUCGAGAAGUUGUCCAACGCCUUCGGAAUCCUCAUGGUCUUCAUGGGUAUCGGAGCCGUCGCCGGUUCGCCAGUCGCCGGAAUGCUCAAGGACCUGACCGGAAAGUUCGAUCUUCCGUUCUACGUGAUGGGCGGUGUCUUCAGUUUCUCCGGAAUCAUGACUCUUCGUUUGUUCGAUAUCAAGGCUUGGGAGGAGAAGAGAAAGGCGGAUCGUCUUGGAACCGAAAUGCGUGUCUUGUCCCAAAAAUCUUAA